AAUAGGGUGGAAAGCCAAGAGCCUUUCGAUGCUGGUGUGGUAUGUGCUGUUAGAGUUGAUGAUAAUGGCCCUUACGUGGCUAUCGGGCGAUCAGUGUUGAGCAGCACUCAGUUGAAUGCGGCUGAGAGUGCUCCUAUGGGAGUAGUCGGCAAGGCUGUUGAGGUCAUCCACAGUGUUGGUGACCAAAUCUUCCAAAUGGGCCCUAAAGGGCGCUUGAUGCCUCCUCCUGCUGAGGGCCAGCCGCCAGUAGAGAAUAAUCUGGGAGGAGAGGAGGCAGAAACUACCUCUCCUGAGGCACCGAGUGAGUGUCAGCAAACACCCGAAAUUGUGAUGACGGAGAGCGAGCCAAUGAGUCUGGCACAAUACGACGAGUUGGUUAGGUGA
Perkinsus marinus ATCC 50983 is the source of this 384-nucleotide messenger RNA. RefSeq lists its product as hypothetical. Gene Ontology annotation, molecular function: RNA binding. The transcript is spliced from 4 exons. The record is from RefSeq and is a predicted model, not a curated record. The annotation marks the transcript as partial. NCBI's taxonomy places the organism in Eukaryota, Perkinsozoa, Perkinsida, Perkinsidae.